Messenger RNA from Tripterygium wilfordii, 1739 nucleotides. RefSeq lists its product as uncharacterized. Lineage: Eukaryota; Viridiplantae; Streptophyta; Magnoliopsida; Celastrales; Celastraceae. The record is from RefSeq and is a predicted model, not a curated record. The transcript is spliced from 9 exons. The coding region runs from base 384 to 1493 and encodes 369 amino acids.
AGAGAGUCUUCUUCCCCUUUCACUCUUCCCUCUCUCUGUAAUGUCUCUCUCUUUCAAAAUUCGAAGCCUCCGAUUCUCGUGCUAAAUAAUCAUUCAAACUUCUCUGAAAUGUCUAUUUGGCCGCGAUUGAACCGUUGUAAGCCCAACUUUUGAGCUCCCAAGUUUGAGUUAUUGAAACUGUGGUUGUUGAGUUUGGCGUCUGUUUGGUCUUUGGUUGGUUCUUUAUGCGAGAGAUCUAUUAAAUAUUAAUUCUUCGAAAUUAAAUUCAAUCGCUGCCUUGUGUUUCGAAGAAUCUGAAUCUUCGAGUGAGGACUGCAGCUACUGAGCUACAGCCUUGGAACAUCCAAGUUAAACAAGGAGAUGCCAACAGCAACCUAGCUGGAAUGACGACCUUCCAGAACACACAGGAAAUACAAUCCUCAACCGAAGUUUCACAUGAGUCUCAGAGUGAACAGCAGAACAAUCAUUCGGAAGAGCCUCCCUUAGCAGACUCUGGCUCUGUAUCUGCUUCAAGUAAUGAUAACAGAAAGGUUUCUCACCAAGAUAUUGAGAUUGUCCAGAAUUUAAUAGAACGGUGCCUCCAACUGUAUAUGAAUAGAGAUGAGGUGGUCAAAACCCUUUUAACUCGUGCAAGGAUUGACCCUGGAUUUACGACUUUAGUUUGGCAGAAGUUGGAAGAAGAAAAUGCAGAUUUCUUCCAGGCCUAUUACAUAAGGCUGAAAUUGAAAAAACAGAUUCUUUUAUUCAAUCAUUUGCUUGAGCAUCAGUUUCAUCUUAUGAAGUUUCCUGUGCCUCCAAAGGUUCCCUUGGCUCCUAUACAAAAUGGGAUUCAUCCCAUGCCCUUUUGCAGCGCAGUUAACAACAUGCCUAUGGGUUACCCUGUUCUACGACAACCUCCAAUUCCAGCUCCAGGCCAACCCCAUAUUGAUUCCACGAGCUGUGAAAUAUCAAGCUGUCAUGUGGUUAAUGGGGUUCCUGCACCGGGCAAUUUUCAACCCAUUCGGAUGAAUUCUGAGAAUGAGAUGAUGAUGGAUACAAGUGCAGCUGAGAUAGCUCCUGUUAUUUCUCCUAGCAAUGUUAUGUCAGAAAUGUCUGUGAGUCCUACGUCUGCCGCAUCUGGUGGUCAUUUCCCUUUCACUGCAUCAGACAUGUCGGGAAUGAGAGUUGACACUUCUGCUCUAGAUACAAUAUUCACAUCAGAUGUGGCAAGUUCAGUAGGAUUGCAGCUUGGACCUGACGGUGGGGCUGGAAACUCCAGAGAUUUCCUCAGAUCAUUGGAUCAAAUUCAGUGGAAUUUCAGCCUCUCAGAUCUGACUGCAGAUUUGUCAAAUUUGGGGUAUUUAGAGGCCCUUGGAAACGAUCCUGGUUCUCCAUUUCUGCCCUCAGAUUCAGAAAUCUUACUCGAUUCUCCAGAGCCAGAUGACAUAGUGGAGGAGUUUUUUGUUGACUCUGUCGCUGGUCCAUGCUCUCAGUCUGACGAAGAGGCAUCCUAGACAGUGGUAUGCUGCGCAUAUUUUCAUUCAAAUUUGUUAGAAUGGGGUUUAGAACAUAUGAAUUAGACUAGCAUGUCAUCCGUACCAGGCACUUUUAGUAAUUUGAACAACUGAGCAAUCUGUUGUAAUUUUCAGCUAGCAGAAAUGUAAUAUUUGCUCCUGUUUCUUGAGUAGACAGUCAAUAAAAUUCUAUUAUCGAACCUUGAGAUUCUUAAUAUUUAUGCAAAAUAGUUGCUGGUAUCAUUA